AUGCCUACCACACCAGUCGUCGCCAUGGUCAUGGCACCAAUACAUCUUCUCACUUAUUCUGCAUUGCUCGGAACUGAGCUGUAUCAAAGCUUCAUCAUGACAAAGGUCGCCUUCCAAGCUUUGCCACGCUCAGCUUUCACAAGCUUACAAAAGCGUGUUUUCCCCAUAUAUUUUAAGAGUCAGAGUCUGCUUCUGAUUUUGGUCGCCCUGACCCUACCGCCAUACGGGCCAGCAUCUGUGGUCCACAAUAAGAGCGACUGGGUUCCACUUGUCAUAGCUGGAGGUACCGCCGCUUUGAAUUUAUCUGUUUAUGGGCCGAGGACUCUAAGAUUCAUGGUUGAGAGGGUUCAUCAAACAACCCGCGAUUCAAAGCCUUUGACAGAUUCGAAGGAAAUCAGCGUUGAGAUGAAGCGACUCAAUCGCUUGUUCUCCAAAGCACAUGCCAUGAGCAUCCACUUGAAUCUAAUUUCCAUUAUCGCGACGUUGUGUUAUGGUUGGCGACUGUCUUCGAAACUGAGCUUUGAGGCCGCUUGA
Messenger RNA from Ascochyta rabiei, 534 nucleotides. RefSeq lists its product as uncharacterized. The record is from RefSeq and is a predicted model, not a curated record. Bases 1 to 534 code for a protein of 177 amino acids. NCBI's taxonomy places the organism in Eukaryota, Fungi, Ascomycota, Dothideomycetes, Pleosporales, Didymellaceae. The transcript has 2 exons.